Messenger RNA from Dalotia coriaria, 3776 nucleotides. Its product is annotated as visual system homeobox 2-like. Bases 400 to 1779 code for a protein of 459 amino acids. Gene Ontology annotation, biological process: regulation of transcription by RNA polymerase II. Gene Ontology annotation, molecular function: DNA-binding transcription factor activity, RNA polymerase II-specific; sequence-specific double-stranded DNA binding. The transcript is spliced from 6 exons. Gene Ontology annotation, cellular component: nucleus. The record is from RefSeq and is a predicted model, not a curated record. NCBI's taxonomy places the organism in Eukaryota, Metazoa, Arthropoda, Insecta, Coleoptera, Staphylinidae.
CGGACGACGCACCGGGUACCGGAGGUCCUUUUCCAAAUUGGAGUCGUCAGUUUGCAGCAACAUUCGCUCACGAGCGGUCCAAGGCCUAACUCUUGUCAGCAUCGGUGACAAAAGGGCAAAAUUCUACAAUUGUCUAACGAAUUUACUUAACUAAUUAUUAUUUAUUAACAAGAAAAAAUAAACAAUGUGUUCAUAUUAAUAAUUUGCUAUAAUUGUGAUAGUGUUGAAUUGACUUUGGACAUUUUUUUAAGAAUAUUCAACGAAAAAAGUGAAAAAAAAAGUGUAAAAUGAUGAAAAUCUCGGAAAAUCGUCUUCCGUCGCUCGGCUGACUCCAAGUCCGUCGGGUGUCGCACCAAAACACAUCUCCAGCAGUGCGUCGUGCAAUCCAACUUGUGAAAAAUGAACAAUGACAGUUUAGAAGGUACCGUGCACGUGACCGCGCCGAGUAUUCUCAACAAACCGUCACAGACAAUGCCGCAGCGGUCACCGUUCGCCAUCCAGGAGUUGCUGGGUCUGGGCGAUUCACACCAUCAUCGGUCACCCGCCGCUGCAGUGUCGGCGAUCACGCCCAACAUCUACAACCCGCAUCAGCGGCAUAUGCAAGUGCCGACAUGUUUCCCGUCCGAGCAUACCUUCAACCAUCACCAUAUGACGAUGGCGGCGAGCCGGAUGGCGUAUUUCAAUGCGCAGGCAGCGGUGGCGGCGGCGUUCCUACCGCAUAACAUCGCUGCCGCCGCCGGGAUGAAUGGAACACCUGGUGGGGCAUCACCGGCGACGGUUCUUGGACUGGCUGCACACGCGCAAGGUACUAAUUCAGGUUUUCCUCAGUUAAAAUCAACUUUUGGAUCAUCUGGACCAGGCUCCUGCUUAUCAGGUCAACUAGACAAUACCAAAGACUUUUCAAUUACUGACGGUUUGGGAGGCUUCAACAAGAAGAAAAAGAAGAAAAGGAGACAUAGCCGGACUAUUUUUACGAGUUAUCAAUUGGAAGAGCUUGAAAAAGCUUUCAAAGACGCGCACUAUCCGGACGUCUACGCGAGGGAGAUGCUAAGUCUGAAAACAGAUCUUCCUGAAGAUCGAAUACAGGUGUGGUUCCAAAACCGACGUGCAAAAUGGCGAAAAACCGAGAAAUGCUGGGGCAGGAGUACAAUAAUGGCCGAGUACGGAUUAUACGGCGCGAUGGUGCGGCACUCGCUGCCGCUCCCGGAUACAAUCCUCAAGAGCGCCAAGGAGAAUGAGAGUGUUGCACCCUGGCUCUUAGGAAUGCAUCGAAAGUCACUGGAGGCGGCGGAACACCUCAAGGACGACAAUUGCGGUAGUAAUAGUGAGCACGAGGACACGACGAGCAUGCGAACGGAGGAGAGUGACGCGAGCGCCACGUCGAUUCCACGUGCUCGCUCGCCGUGCACCCAGCCGCCCCCGCCCCCACCGGCUAACCAUCGAGAUAGUCCCGUGAAGAUGGAACAACAGCAGGCAGCGCAACCGCCGCAACCACCACAACCGCCACAGCAACCACAACCACCGGCGGCGCCGUACGUGGAUGAUCCGGAGGCGUUUCGUAAUAAUUCCAUCGCGUGUCUGCGCGCCAAGGCGCAGGAACACAGCGCUAAGCUGCUCAGCCACCAUCAUCACCUGCUGAUGCACAGCCGGAUGGCGGCGGCGGGUAAUGGCGUCCCGCCGCACAUCGUGCUCAACGUUGAUGGCCCCCCGGUGAAUCCCGCGCAGGAUGCCAACGCGAAUAAUCUGCAUCAGGAGGACGCCAAACCCAGCGUGUACUGAUAUCGCACGUUUUGUCCAUAAAUGUACUCUAAUUGUAUAAAAAACACACUUAUGAUGAGCGGAUUAUUGUUUAAAGGGGUGCUGGUACUUGCAAUUUAUUUUUUACGUCAAAAUCUGAAUAGUUUCGCUUUGUAGAUCAAGGUAAACAGAAACCUACAAACGUAAUGUGGUUACUUGAAGGACAAAGGAAACAUUAAAAGCGUUUGCUGCUUUUUAAGUGCGGCUUUUGAAAAAAGCGCUCGGACAGCCGUGCUUAUAGUGUCCGCGGUGUUAAUUCCACAAGAAGCCAUCGUGCAUAGAGCAGAGAAACAGGAUUUAUCAUUUUACGACUCAGUCCGUCAUACUCUUACACCAUACCAGGCGACUUCGGCUAAUAAACGAAGAAUUGUGAAUUGCGUUUGCAAAUACAGAUUAGUUCCAGUUGGCGUGGUGGAAAACGAAUAUUUAAGGUCUAAACAAUGGAAAUCCACAACGAAGCAUUAAUUUGACGCAACCCCUUUUUGACUGUUCAACGAAUCAAUUCCGAAACACUCAGAACUAAGGAUAAUAUAUUCGCGGUGACUUUUAUUUGAAAUAACUCAAAAACUAAUUAACUUAGAGUAAUGAUCUUUUUAGAAAAUUAUUUAGUAUUAAAUUCUGAGUCUAUGUAUGUAAAAAUUUUGUUAAUAACUAUUUUUUAACAAAAGUUAUAGAAGAUUUUGUGUUAAUUUUAUAAAUUUAUCAAUAUUUUGCUUUAAUAACCUAUAACUUUUUGUGCAAUAAUUUGAUAAACAAAAUAUUUUAACAAAUACAUGCAGAAUUUAAUAUAGAAUCAUUUUCUGAAAGAAUUAUUAUUUUAUCUCGAAUGGUUUUCGAGUUAUCUUCAAAUAACUGCGCAAAUUGCUUGCUAGGAUAAUAAUUUUCGUAGUGCAAUAUAUUUUGUGUUGAGACUUGAUACAAACAAACAUACCAAACUACAUUUUGUCGGUGUGUGCAUGUACAUAAUUAAUUCUUAAGCAUUUACACUAAAAACACAAACACAUAAUGAUUGUACAAUGAUUUGUAAAUAUUUUCUAAGUGUAGGAGUGCACGUCUGCGAUUCGAUUGAAUUUAACGACUCACAAUUUAUUGCAGAUUUUAAACGUUUAAACCCGCACGAAACGAGAAAUAAAUUCAACUAACAUUACAACUAACACUCGCAUUAAAAGACAUAAACAAAAAAAAACAAAAUGGCGCGCGAUAUGAUGAUGAUACUAAAGUGCAAAUACUGCAAUGUGUAAAUAUUACAUAUUUAAAUUCUAACUGCGAUGCUGAGAAUAUGUGAAAAUUGAAUUUUCUUCGUUUGCGUUAUCAAUUCAGCGUUUUGCAGUUUCAUAACGUGAAAAUCUGAUAAGCGGCAACCUGUAGCUUUAUUUAAUUUAGAUAAAACGAACUUUCCUGCAAGCCUCUCUCCUAAAACAACUAACUGUAGAUAUUUAUCUUGUAUUACAAUAAGUUCUACGAGUAUAAGCUGUAAUUGCGAAGAAUUGACGCAUUUUUUAACCUGCAGCCAAAGCAAAACGACGAAAAUCAAACGCACCCUAUACGAAAUUGUAUAAAAACCGAAAGAAAUUAAAAACUUGUACAUUUUAAGCAAAUUAUUAGCAAAUAACGAGUUUUCCAACAAUCACAGGCAUAUUAAAUGCAUAAUUUGUCUAUGAUUGUCGGAGAAAUCGAUAAAUUAUUGAAACAAAAUUAAAUUAUAAUAAAUUAUUCACGUAAUGAGAUAACGAGAGAUUUUUAUGAUGGAAUGCAAGCGCACGUUGGCGACUUUUCUGUUUUUCGAGUUUUCGACGAGUGGUGCGUGUGUUUGUGCUGAUUAGCGACUAAGAUAAGCAUUGAAACCAAAUUUAGUGAUCGACACUAACUAUAUGAAUGAAGAAUGAAGCAGUCACACACAAAGGGGACGAGAAAUAAUGUAAAUUAUAAAUAAAUAUUAUGUGUAUUGUACGUUUUAAAUUAUGUCUAUAUGCAUAGCA